This is a messenger RNA of Fraxinus pennsylvanica, 693 nucleotides long. The record is from the annotation of a GenBank genome assembly. Lineage: Eukaryota; Viridiplantae; Streptophyta; Magnoliopsida; Lamiales; Oleaceae.
AUGAUCCAACAACCCAACAAAUUAACAACAAAAUCAGACUCUAAUGCUAGCAAGGUUGACAAAUUGCGGCGAGUCUUGGGCUCAGACUCCACUGAGGGUUGGGACAAAUGUUGGGAACAAGGAUUGACGCCUUGGGAUUUGGGGCAGCCCACCCCAGUUCUCGUGCAUCUUUGCAACACCACUGCUCUUCCAAAGGGCAGGGCUCUCGUUCCUGGUUGUGGUAGUGGUUACGACGUGAUGGCAAUUGCAUGCCGUGAACGCUAUGUUGUAGGUGUGGACAUAUCAGAUAAUGCCAUACAGAAAGCCAAAGAGUUGUCUUCUAGGUCUCCAAAUGCAGAUCAUUUCACAUUCUUAAAGACUGAUUUUUUCACUUGGAAACCAGCUGAGUUGUUUGAUCUCAUUUUUGACUACACGUUCUUUUGUGCCAUCGAACCAGAUCUGAGAUCAGUUUGGGCUGACAAAAUUCGAGAAUUGUUAAAACCAGAUGGGGAGCUUAUAACACUAAUAUAUCCGAUUGAUAAUCAUGAGGGUGGGCCUCCAUACAGAGUAUCAGUUCCCGACUAUGAAGAAGUGCUCCAUCCUGUUGGGUUCAAAGCAAUAUCUAUUGUGGAAAAUCACAUGGCUAUUGCACCUCGUAGGGGACGAGAGAAGCUGGGGAGAUGGAAAAGGUUCGUUGGCAAGUCCUUGAUGUGA